Chiloscyllium plagiosum (whitespotted bambooshark) is the source of this 5307-nucleotide messenger RNA. NCBI's taxonomy places the organism in Eukaryota, Metazoa, Chordata, Chondrichthyes, Orectolobiformes, Hemiscylliidae. The record is from RefSeq and is a predicted model, not a curated record.
AGUUGCCACGUCGGUGAACACUCUGAGCGGGGACUCGGUGGCGUGUCCGCCGCGGGUUUUAUAGGCAGCGUCCUCUCACGUGUGCUGAUAAACUACCUGGUGACAGAUGGGUGCUUCUAAAAAAUCCUGAUCCACCAGAUCACUGAAACUGAGUUUGGUCAUUUAGAAAACAUGAAGCUCAAGGAGAUUGAGAGGACAGCCAUUCAGUCCUGGAGUCCUGCUUCUCACCAUCCACUCUAUUUGGCUACAGGUACCUCAGCUCAACAGUUGGAUGCUACCUUUAGCACAAGUGCUGCGCUGGAGAUCUAUGAGCUCGAUUUUUCAGAUCCUUCACUGGAUGCAAAAUUGCGAGGGAGCUUACCUGCUACCAGUAGAUUUCACAAGCUGAUCUGGAGUAACUAUGGCACAAGCUCCAAUGGAGUCAUAGCAGCAGGUGGAGAUACAGGAACCAUCACCCUUUACAAUGCAGAGCAGAUUCUUGAAUUGGGAAGUGAUCCCAUCAUUGGACAAAGUGAGAAGCAUGCAGGUCCUGUUCGAGGACUGGAUUUUAAUCCUUUCCAGAAUAAUCUAAUGGCUUCUGGAGCUAAUGAUUCUGAAAUUUAUAUUUGGGAUUUAAAUAAUUUCAACACACCAAUGACACCAGGAGCAAAGUCCCAGCAAAGAGAGCCUUCUGAGGAUAUCAGCUGUGUAGCCUGGAAUCGACAGGUGCAGCACAUCCUGGCUUCAGCCCAUCCAAGUGGCAGAGCUGUGGUAUGGGAUCUAAGAAAGAAUGAACCUAUCAUCAAAGUCAGUGAUCACAGCAGCAGAAUGCGUUGUUCUGGAAUGGCCUGGAACCCUGAAGUUGCAACUCAACUUGUUCUUGCAUCAGAAGAUGAUCGAAUGCCUAUACUGCAGAUAUGGGACUUGAGGUUUGCCACGUCUCCCCUCAAGGUGUUGGAGAAUCAUACCAGGGGUAUUCUUUCCAUAUCGUGGUGUCAAGCCGAUGCAGAGUUGCUCCUAAGCAGUGCAAAAGACAAUAGGAUCUUAUGCUGGAAUCCCAACACUGGAGAGGUGGUCUACGAGCUGCCAACAAGCAGUCAGUGGUGUUUUGAUGUCCAGUGGUGCCCGCGGAACCCAGCAGUCCUCUCAGCUGCUUCCUUUGAUGGACGAAUCAGUGUUUAUUCUGUCAUGGGAGGGAGUCUGGAAGCACAGAAACAAAGCCAUGUUGAUAAAAUUUCUUCCUCAUUCAACAAUCUGGACCCAUUUGGAACAGGGCAGACUCUUUCUCUUCUAGAUAUCCCACAGAAAUCCGUUCCACCCACAGUGGUGCUUCCUUUGAAAAAACCCCCCAAAUGGAUCCGUCGACCUGUGGGAGCAUCAUUUGCUUUUGGAGGGAAGCUGAUCACUUUUUCCAACCCGAAAGCGUCUCCACCACAGAUACAGCAACCUGUUGCGCGUCAAGUGUUUGUCAGUGUGGUUACUACAGAGACAGAGUUUUUGCACCGUUCCAACGAACUCCAGACAGCUCUCCGGUCAGAGGCUUUUGUUCAGUAUUGUCAGUCUAAGAUUAAUACUGCUCCUACAGAUUUUGACAAGAACAUCUGGAACUUCUUAAAGGUAAACUUUGAACAAGACCCUCGGACAAAAUACUUGAAUUUGCUUGGCUACAGUAAGGAAGGAUUGGAUAAGCAGAUCGCCUCGGCUCUAGGUAACAGUGCACGAUUGAAAAGUCUAGAAGUGGAAGCUAAUGAACGAGUACAGAAGACGCCAGGUGUCUCUAGUCAGAGUUCGAGCUCUGAGGAGUCUGUAGCUGCGGGGGAUGCCUCAACAACUUCUGACUUCUUUGACAAUAUUCCAGGGGAAAGACCUCUCUUUGAAAUCCCUGUCACAGGAGAUACUGAGGGGUUGAUCAGCCAAGCCUUGCUAAUAGGGAACUUUGAAGGUGCUGUUGAACUUUGUCUAAAAGAUGACCAUUUCGCUGAUGCCAUCAUUCUCGCUAUAGCUGGAGGAGAAGAGCUUCUUGCUCAAACACAGAACCGAUAUUUUGCAAAAAGGAAGACAAAAAUUUCACGGCUCGUGUCCUCUGUAGUCACCCACAACUGGAGGGAUAUUGUUGAAUCCUGUGACUUAGAUAAUUGGAAAGAAGCUUUGGCUGCUCUCUUAACUUACGCCAAACCUGAGGUGUUCCCUUUACUAUGUGAUACCCUAGGAUCCCGUCUAGAAAUGGAGAAUGAGGGAAAGCUAUGCAUACAGGCAUGUCUUUGCUACAUCUGCUCCGGAAAUGUUGAGAAACUGGUAGAAUGUUGGGUUAAAACUCAUGAAAGCUCGACUCCACUUGCACUCGAGGACCUCGUGGAAAAGAUUAUGAUCUUACAAAAAGCAAUUGAGUUACUCCAGGGCACAGACAUGGCUGCAGAGGGCCCAGUCUUUGCAAAGAAACUCACGCAGUAUGCCAGCUUACUGGCCGCACAAGGAAGUUUGGAAGCAGCAAUGAGCUACCUCCCGACAACUUCAAAUCAGUUUACAGUUCUCCAGCUCCGUGAUCGGCUAUUCCAUGCUCAGGGAGAAGCUAUGGCAGGUCAACAGCCUCCCACAUUUCCCUUUAAUCAUGUUGUAACGAAAAGUACACGUCCAACUUCCACUCCUGCACCCACUCCAGCUCGACAAACACCACCACAAAGACCAAUACAGCAACCCGCCCAGCAGACUCAGUUUCAGACCUUUAGUUCUCAGACCCCAAUCUGUCCGUCAGCUCCAACAGUAUUCACUCCCCAGCCUACCCCAGUUGCACCUCCAUCUGCCAUCCCUGUUCAAGGCAUUUCUGGGAGUACCACCAACAUCUACUCCAAACCAGGAGCAACUCGUCCCACCUACCCACAGCAUCCUACCACAACCACUGCACCAGCCUUUUCACAGUUCCAGAAUUUUGGACAGCCAAAGGUUCCUCCAAGUGGACUCCCAGCCUAUCCUCUUCAGAAUCCUUUGCCAGGUUCAGGGUUGACUGGCCCAUCUCUACCUACAGCCUCUCUGAGUGGUCCAACAAUUCCUGGUGUCUACAUGCCAGGGCCAUCGCUAAUGACCCCUGCCUCUAUGCCAUCCUAUCCAUCGUCUAAUACACUGCCACCCAGCCACACAGUACAACCUGGGCCACUGCCAACUUACCCAUCUCACCAUUAUCAACCCCAACCUCCUACAUCUCUACCAGGCAUUCAGUCCACCUUCCCUCACCCCUCUGGAACAGGAGUCCCUGGAGCUCCGUCCUCCAAGCAGUUCACAUCUGCGGCAGUUCCUCCUCCUCCUCAAACAGGAUUCCUUCCAUGGCUACAAAACCGCUCUUGUGCAUCAGGGUUCCAGGAUGGAUGGAAUGACCCCCCGGCAGUACGAGCAGGGCAAAGGAAGAAAAUGCUACCUGACAACUAUACUCCUCCAGCUCCCAUUACUGCUCCUGUUGUGAAUUUCCCUGCAGAUGUCCAACAGCUUCCACCCCAGGGCUUUACGCCUCAGGAAAUCAGUCAAGGACCUCCAGGGGCACCAAAGGAGGCCAAUUUACAGCCACUACAGCAGCUGCCCACAGAGAAGAUUGUGAAAAAACAAAUCCCAGAAGAGCACAUGGUGUUGAAGACGACCUUUGAUGGUCUGGUACAGCGAUGCCUUUUAGCUGCUGGUGACCCUCAAACUAAGAGGAAGUUGGAUGAUGCUGCAAAGCGCCUGGAAUACCUGUAUGAUAAAUUGCGGGAGCAGACGCUUUCUCCUCACAUUCUGGGUGGACUGCAUGAAAUUGUGCGGAACAUCGAAGGAUGCAAUUACCAGCAAGCGUUGAUGGUUCACACGCACGUUGUGAGCAGCAGCAAUUUUAGCGAGAUCUCUGCCUUUAUGCCGGUCCUGAAAGUGGUUGUCACGAUCGCAAACAAACUCAACAUCUGACGAAUCUGCAGCUGCAGGUUUCAGACAAUAUUUGAGGAUAAGGAAACUUGGGAUUUUUGGAUUGUUUGCUUUUCUUUCUCCUUCAGUGUUUUGAUUCGUUGAAUAUGAGGAAAGUGUUAACGUUUGCAAUAUUUAGUGAAAGUUCAGCUUUUGUAUCUGUGAAAUGCACCAUAUUGGGUUCUUGGCUUUUAAAUAAGCUGAACUAGGUUGAAUCUGGUUCAUUUCUAGCGUUACAGUUCUCUUUGGAAAGUUCUCUAAUAAACACCCAUUAAGGAGGUCCGGGCUAGAAAUUCCUGAAUUGUAGUUGCUUUGUGAAAAGCAUAAGCUACUUAUUCACUGAAAGUUAAUUUGGACAUGACAAGAACAAGGCAUCACUAAAGCUCUGGGUAAGGGGCACAAUUUCUCCCCCCUACGUUCAUUGCUGUCCAACAUAUAGUUACAGUUUGACCAGUAUUUGCUACAUGCCGGUUAAAUAGUGCUGCUAUCAAUAGCAGGGAUAGCUAUAGAAGUUGUACAGUCAAGUAAAUUGGCUUAAUUUGAAAUCGACACCAAUGAUUUUUGAAUCGGCCAGAUGGGAAAUGAUGGAGAAGUAGCAUGGACCUCCAUUCCAAUUCCAUACUUCAGAGUCAUUGGAGAGUACAAGCUUAUAGGUGUAUAAGGCUACCACAAAACGUUUCAGGUCAAAGGUACCAAAUUUAGGAAGACAAAUCUAUCCUUUUAGAUAGUCUUGAAAAGCUUGAGCAAAUUACUUUUUUUAUUUUAACAGAAAAGCAUUACCUUUUUGUAUUCUCGGUCAAGUUUAUACUCAAAUCGUGGGUCUGUGUCAGCUGAAAGGUAGAAACCUAUGAAAUGCCGCACUACUCAUUCAGAGAAUUCAGCCUCACCAUCAUCAUGAAGGCGAUUUUGGUAAUCUGGUUACAAAGGUGACCAUGGUACUGGCAUUGUAGAUAUUUGGCUGCCAGCUUCAAUUAUGGAACCAUAAAAGUGGCACAACAAUGGUGAGCUGAGUUUUUUUUUAAAACACAGACCGCGUUAGAAAUCUUUGCAAGUGCCAGGACACUUUAAGGUCUAAUUCUUUGCACUCGUGUUUUGCACCAUUGAGAGACUUGGUUUCUCUCUCUGUUGCCCACUGUUGUCCUGAAAGAUCUCAAGGGAUUCUACUUUAAACAAAAUAGCCAUCAGUUGGACAAAGUUUGUCCUGUGAAAAUGUUCUAGUUAUUUGUGAUAUCAGUGUAAGCAGCUUUUUAUGAUUGCACAAAGAACCCAGUUACUGUGUCUCAAAGGCACUCCGAUGCAUAAAUGCUGCAUUGUCUGCACAGAUAUUUAUGAACUUAUUGCCACAAUAGCAUAUUUUUUCAUUCAAUAUUGUGUAUAUGGAAAAAAAAAUAAAGUUUUCAAUUGAAA